Molecule: messenger RNA, 6315 nt
Organism: Tupaia belangeri chinensis (Chinese tree shrew)
Lineage: Eukaryota; Metazoa; Chordata; Mammalia; Scandentia; Tupaiidae
Gene: EMSY
Product: EMSY transcriptional repressor, BRCA2 interacting
Exons: 21
Coding region: 1048-5064 (1338 amino acids)
Biological process (GO): regulation of DNA-templated transcription
Cellular component (GO): nucleoplasm
Source: RefSeq, a predicted model, not a curated record
UCCGAUGUUACUAAAAUACAAAAUUCAAAUAGAAAAGACAACCACAAAACUGGAUGGAAUCUUCAACACUUGUACCAGGUACAGGCAUAGGUUUUAUGGCCUCGAGUGACUAUAUUCUUUUCUCAUGUGUAAUGCAGGGCAGCAAACCUUUACAGAAUCGUCGAUCAAAGAGGACCGAAGGCUGAGGGUGCACCUACCAAGUCGUAUGGCUCCACAUCAAUCUCUCCUUGUUUGUCACAGACAGGGCAAGGGCUAUCCCUAUCAUUCCCACUCACACGUCGAGGAACCUGAAGCUUGAUACCGCUCCGGCUUCCCUUCCCUACGUGCAACUCUGAAACCUCCAGACUGGAUACCGGUACUGAGGCGUCCACUGUCAGCGCUUAGAUCUCCCCUCGCGCUUUCGUGCAGGGGAGCUGGAGGCCGCUAAUAACCGGUCCAAAGACUCGGUGGAACCCGAGGCUAAUCCUUGACCGCGCUUGGGGGCGAAGGCGCUUUCCCGCCGACCCCCAGCUCAGUCAGAAAACAGGUUGCCCCGGAAACCUAGCACCAGCAAAAGCGCCAUCUUGGCAGCUGCGUGUGACGCCGCACUCUACGAAGUGCACAGCGGAUUGGCUGCGCGUCCGCAGUAGAGGCGCGAAGCCGGCGAGGGAGUGUAGGCGGAGCCCAGGAGACUACAAUCCCAGCCUUCCUUGCGCGUGCGCCGGCACACCGGCAGCCGGAGAGGAUGGCGUUUGCGUUCGGACCACAACUCCCAGCACCCCCGAGACACCGGUCCUUUUCUUUCGUAACGCGGAGGACGCGAGGGACAGGAUGGAGAACUUUUGGUGUCCGUGAUCCGAAGGGCGGGAAAGGCGGACUACACCUCCCGGCGGGCAGCGCGCGGCUGCGCCUGCGCGCUGGCCUCCGUCGCCAUCUUGCCCCCUCUGAGGCACCGCAAACAAACCAAUUCCUGGUGUCUCCUAGUCGUGGCGGAGGAGCCUUUUAGAUGAGCCCUGAAAGGCCGGGCAGGAAGAACAAGCUCUUUGGGGCUACCAAACUGAAGCAGCAAUGCCUGUUGUGUGGCCAACCCUUUUGGAUCUUAGCAGGGAUGAAUGCAAAAGGAUUCUUCGAAAAUUGGAAUUGGAGGCAUAUGCUGGAGUUAUCAGUGCACUUCGGGCACAGGGGGAUCUCACCAAGGAAAAGAAAGAUCUUCUUGGAGAACUCUCAAAAGUUCUUAGCAUCUCAACAGAACGCCACCGUGCUGAAGUUCGGAGAGCAGUAAACGAUGAACGGUUAACAACAAUUGCACAUAAAAUGAAUUUAUCCUUAUAUUUGGGUGAAAGACCAAGUUACAGUAUGUCUGGACCUAAUAGCUCUUCAGAAUGGUCCAUUGAAGGUCGUCGGUUGGUACCACUGAUGCCCCGGCUGGUUCCCCAAACUGCCUUCACUGUAACAGCGAAUGCUGUUGCCAAUGCAGCUAUCCAGCACAAUGCGUCUCUUCCAGUGCCUGCAGAAACCGGAAGCAAGGAAGUAGUGGUUUGCUAUUCCUACACAAGUACCACGUCAACCCCAACCUCUACCCCUGUUCCAAGUGGCAGCAUAGCAACGGUUAAGUCUCCAAGACCUGCCAGUCCUGCCUCCAAUGUAGUUGUCUUGCCAAGUGGAAGUACUGUUUAUGUCAAAAGUGUUAGCUGUUCAGAUGAAGAUGAAAAACCCAGAAAACGAAGGCGUACAAACUCUUCCAGCUCUUCUCCUGUUGUUCUGAAGGAUGUUCCAAAGGCUGUUGUCCCAGUGUCAAAGACAAUCACCGUGCCUGUGAGUGGUAGUCCUAAGAUGAGCAACAUCAUGCAGAGUAUUGCCAACUCCUUACCACCCCAUAUGUCUCCUGUGAAGAUAACCUUCACCAAACCAUCCACACAGACGACGAACACAACAACGCAGAAGGUUAUUAUAGUGACCACUUCACCAAGUUCAACCUUCGUUCCCAACAUUCUCUCCAAAUCCCAUAACUAUGCAGCAGUUACUAAGCUUGUACCAACAUCAGUCAUUGCUUCUACAACUCAGAAGCCACCAGUGGUUAUAACUGCUUCACAGUCCUCUUUGGUCAGUAGUAGCAGCAGUGGCAGCAGCAGCUCUACGCCAUCGCCUAUUCCGAGUACAGUUGCAGUAACUGCUGUGGUAUCCUCCACACCCUCUGUGGUCAUGUCAACAGUAGCACAAGGUGUAUCUACGUCAGCUAUCAAAAUGGCAUCAACAAGACUUCCUUCCCCCAAAAGCUUAGUGGGUGCCCCAACUCAGAUUCUUGCACAGUUUCCUAAACAGCAUCAACAGUCUCCUAAGCAGCAGUUACAUCAAGUACAACAGCAGACACAGCAAGUAGCCCAACCUUCUCCUGUAUCUCAUCAGCAACAGCCUCAGCAGUCUCCUUUGCCACCUGGUAUCAAACCUACCAUCCAAAUCAAACAAGAGUCAGGUGUUAAAAUCAUCACACAACAGGUUCAACCAAGUAAAAUCUUACCUAAACCAGUGACAGCAACUCUACCCACCAGUAGCAAUUCCCCUAUUAUGGUGGUUAGCAGUAAUGGUGCAAUUAUGACAACUAAACUGGUAACCACUCCUACUGGCACACAGGCAACCUAUACCCGGCCAACAGUGAGCCCAUCCAUAGGCCGCAUGGCUGCAACCCCUGGAGCUGCAACCUAUGUGAAAACUACCAGUGGUAGCAUCAUUACAGUAGUACCCAAAUCCUUAGCUACCUUGGGGGGCAAGAUAAUUAGCAGUAAUAUAGUUUCUGGAACGACUACCAAAAUCACUACAAUCCCAAUGACUUCCAAGCCCAAUGUGAUUGUUGUGCAAAAGACUACAGGAAAAGGAACGACCAUUCAAGGCCUCCCGGGCAAAAAUGUUGUCACAACAUUGCUAAAUGCUGGAGGAGAAAAGACUAUUCAGACAGUACCAACAGGAGCAAAACCAGCUAUCAUCACUGCUACAAGACCCAUCACCAAAAUGAUUGUAACUCAGCCAAAAGGAAUAGGUUCCACAGUUCAACCAGCAGCUAAAAUCAUCCCAACAAAAAUUGUUUAUGGGCAGCAAGGGAAAACACAGGUUCUUAUUAAACCCAAACCAGUGACGUUUCAAGCCACGGUUGUUAGUGAACAGACAAGACAGCUGGUAACAGAAACAUUACAGCAAGCAUCCAGGGUAGCAGAGGCUGGUAAUUCAUCCAUUCAGGAAGGAAAAGAAGAACCACAGAAUUAUACAGAGAGUAGUUCCUCUUCUACUGAGUCCUCUCAGAGUUCCCAAGAUUCCCAGCCUGUAGUUCAUGUAAUUGCUUCCCGGCGUCAGGAUUGGUCAGAACAUGAGAUUGCAAUGGAGACUAGCCCCACCAUAAUUUAUCAGGAUGUAUCCAGUGAAUCACAAUCAGCUACUUCAACAAUCAAAGCUCUGUUAGAACUCCAACAGACAACAGUAAAGGAAAAAUUGGAAUCUAAACCAAGACAACCCACUAUUGACUUGAGUCAAAUGGCAGUGCCUAUUCAGAUGACCCAGGAAAAGAGACAUUCUCCUGAGAGUCCUUCAAUUGCUGUGGUAGAGUCAGAACUAGUUGCUGAAUACAUCACUACUGAUGCUGUUGGAAUUUCUGGAGAAAUAUCAUCACCUCCUCUAUUUUCAGUCAGCCAUCGCUCCCAGCCCCAACAGCCCUCCCAGCCCCAGCGGACCCUACUUCAGCAUGUGGCUCAGUCGCAGACCGCAACACAGACUUCAGUGGUCGUGAAGUCCAUCCCUGCGUCUUCCCCUGGAGCAAUCACCCACAUUAUGCAGCAGGCAUUAAGCAGUCACACUGCUUUCACCAAACACAGCGAGGAACUUGGAACUGAGGAGGGCGAGGUUGAAGAGAUGGACACUUUAGACCCUCAGACAGGUCUGUUUUACCGAUCUGCUCUGACUCAGGCACAGUCAGCUAAACAGCAGAAACUUAGCCAACCCCAGCUGGAACAGACUCAGCUGCAAGUGAAAACUCUGCAGUGCUUCCAAACUAAACAGAAGCAGACCAUCCACCUGCAGGCAGACCAGCUGCAGCACAAACUCCCGCAGAUGCCCCAGCUUUCCAUCAGGCAUCAGAAACUCACCCCUCUCCAGCAAGAACAAGCACAGCCCAAGCCAGAUGUGCAGCACACACAGCAUCCCAUGGUGGCCAAAGACAGGCAGCUUCCUACCUUAAUGGCACAGCCCCCGCAGACUGUAGUACAGGUGCUUGCGGUGAAAACCACGCAGCAGCUCCCCAAACUGCAGCAGGCUCCAAACCAACCAAAAAUCUACGUGCAACCCCAAACCCCCCAGAGCCAAAUGUCGCUCCCAGCCUCAUCUGAGAAACAGCCGGCAAGCCAGGUGGAGCAGCCAAUUAUAACCCAAGGAUCCUCUGUUACAAAGAUAACUUUUGAGGGGCGCCAGCCUCCCACAGUUACAAAGAUAACUGGUGGCAGUUCUGUGCCUAAGCUGACAUCACCAGUUACAAGCAUAUCUCCCAUUCAGGCCUCUGAGAAGACAGCAGUGUCAGACAUUUUGAAAAUGUCUUUGAUGGAAGCUCAGAUUGAUACAAAUGUAGAGCAUAUGGUAGUGGAUCCCCCAAAGAAGGCUCUUGCCACUAGUAUGCUCACUGGUGAAACAGGAUCGUUACCCUCCACCCACAUGGUGAUGGCAGGGAUGGCGAAUUCCACUCCCCAGCAACAGAAAUGUAGAGAGUCCUGUUCAAGUCCAUCCACUAUUGGCCCUCCCCUAACGACAAGAAAAAUUGAUGGACCGGGAGUACCUACGUCAGGCCAGUUCAUGCGUAUUCAGAAUGUAGGCCAAAAGAAGGCUGAGGAGAGCCCAGCAGAAAUAAUCAUCCAGGCCAUUCCCCAGUAUGCUAUUCCUUGUCACUCCAGCUCCAAUGUGGUAGUGGAGCCCAGUGGCCUUCUUGAGCUGAACAACUUUACCAGUCAGCAGCUGGAUGAUGAUGAUACAGCAAUGGAGCAGGACAUAGACAGUAGCACAGAGGACGGAACUGAGCCCAGCCCCUCUCAGAGCGCUGCCGAACGGUCCUAGCAUCUUGAACACAGGAGUGCACUUUAAAGCCUGCUUGGUUACCAAGUGUCCAGGGAAACCCUUGUAUUUUGAUGUCUAAAAAGAGCACUUUGCCCAUACUUAGGCUGUGGACCCUAAAACAGCAGUUUCAACAAGAUAUUGCUGCAGGAGCAGCAUUUUAAAACAAGAUAAAACUCCAAGGGGAAUGUACUUUUUUUUUUAUAAAAAAAAAAUAAGAAAAAAAAGAUGCACAUCCACAGUGACUACAGUGACUGAAGACUUGCUGUUCUUUCUCGGUUGAACCAUGGCCGAUAGAAAAGUUCAGUCUUAAAGUGGAAGGAGACUUUCCCUGUGAAUGUUCCUCAACUGGAUUCUGCUGAGCAAAAUGCCAUCGAAAAAAGGAGAAUAUGAAUAGUUUGUAUUUCAAAAUGAUGUGGCAGGAACGGUUUUUAAAAAAUCUUAUAUGUUUUUGCAAAUUCCCGGAAGUACUGAAUUAACAUUUUACUUUUGCUCAGUUCGUUAUUAGUUUAUCCAUAUAUAGAAAAGAGCUGGCAUUAAAGAAUCCCUGUUGGAUGGCGGAAAUCAGAUUCCUAACCAGAGGAAGUGCUUUUGGGGUGGCUUGUACAUUCUCAUCGUUGGAUGCUAAUUUAUUGUGGUGGUGUUCCUUUGUGCUCCAUGUAGCACUCUUGCCUUCUAUUUAUUUAAGUGUAAACAUUUCAAAGCAGGCCAUAAUCCUUUUGACAAAUAUCUUGUAAACCAGGAUUGCCUACCUUUUCCACUUCCCAUCUUCUUACCCCCACACUCCUUUUAAGUAAACUUACUAGAAAAUGUUUCAUUGUGAAGCAGAGGAAAAGAAACAUUUUCUGGUCCAAAGGAAAUGUUCAGUUUUGUUAGGAAAACAAAUUAUUAAAUCAUACAAUGCUUUCUUAACAAUGAAAUUGCACAUUCAUGUUGAACUGAGACUUUGAAAAUAAUUUUCACGUACUUUGUUUAAGCUCCUUUGAAAUGUAUAAAAGGUUCAUUUACAGUUCUAAAUGUAAUGUUUUUACACAUCCUACAUUUCUUAGGAUGCAGAUUGUCCAAGCAAUAUGUUCUGGUCUUGUGGUUGCUGUCUGACACCGGUAGAGCGAGGGAUGAGGGAUGGGAAAUUGAGUUAGUUUUGACGUGUUGUGGCAAAGGAAACUGUACUUUUCAUUUUUAAAAAAUGUAAAUAGAAAAGUUUUUAAUGGUUUUAUAUAGAUUUCACUAUAAAUAAGCAUUUUAAGACUGACA